Xyrichtys novacula (pearly razorfish) is the source of this 4172-nucleotide messenger RNA. The record is from the annotation of a GenBank genome assembly. Lineage: Eukaryota; Metazoa; Chordata; Actinopteri; Labriformes; Labridae.
CUUUAUCGUAUAUGAGUGGUGUCAAAGGAGAGCGGCUUGAGCUGAAGACGCUCCUCUACGAUGGUCUGUAGCCCUAGUUGCUAUCCAAACACAAAUAAACAGAAGAGGAACAUUGAAGUUAAUGAUACAAGAGGGGGUGGAGGCGUGUCGGAGGGCGGGCUGAGAGCUUUAGAGCCCGGAGCCCUGAAAAGUGAAGGACCGGUGCGCAUUACGCACACUUCCAGCCCCAGACGGGACUCCCACAUUGCUGCUGUCUCUCCCCCGAACUUCUUCGUCUCCUUCCACAACUUUUCCUAACCUGUCACGCCUUUGCAAAGCUACGAGAGCCUCAGAGUUGACUACAUGGCCACAUGAAAGUUGACAGGACUUGGAACUUGAAAGACCUUUAUUUGAGCUUGUCGCCUCCAGAGUUACUGUGGAUUACUGACUUUCUCCAGGACUUUUGGCAGCUAUUUAUUGGGGUAAGGUUCUGUUCUGUGAGAUUUAACUCAGUCUUGUGUAGGAGGGAAACCAUCGCCUUUCAACUCGCUUGUACAACUUUUUAUCUAAAGAGAAAAAUCAUACUUUCUCUUAUAGCUCAUCAGAGAUUCGUAAAGGUGUUUACUGUAGUCGAACAAAGCUUAAUCAAAUACUGUUUUCAAAAAUGAUCAUUGCCUCGCGAUGAUCGCACGUUUGAGGUCAUAGUUCACCCAGUUUUGACAUCUCUUCUCUGGGCCCACUGCGCGAAAUAACCCUGAAACAAGCUGUGGCCUUCGCCUCUGCGGUGCAUGUCACUGCUGACUGAAAACCUGCCAAAAAAGACGGUGACGGGGAUUCAAAGACGGCAGGGCACUACUUAGGCUGCUGUCAACGUGUAAAUGAAGUCCAAAGGUUGUUGAGAAAGGAGCAAGCACAAUACAGAUUGACACGGACGAAUAAGAGCAUGCAUGAGGAUUUUCGGUGCACCUGUGCAGAAUUGAAAAUCACACUAUCACGUCCGUCAACGUGAAUGCAAAGUGAGGCGAGUUCAAAUCUCUGACCGAAACAAGCUGCAGCCCUACAACCAUGUCCGCAACACUGUCCCCCUGUAAACUCUCUGUAGUUGGGACGAAUGCCCAAACCCAGCGAAGGUUCAGGCUCAUAAAUACAAGACUGUGAUUUAGUCAGAUCUGACAGAGCAUUGCGUUAUGUUAUGCAAAACAAUUUUUUCGUCUCUCAUUUUAUUUUCAACUAAUCUGAGGGUCAGCUCAUUUUCACCAUCUGAAGUCUUGAACGAAACUGGUGCUUCCUCAGUGUGGGAAAACACGACCUGUCAUCCCCACAAACAUUGAGCCUGUCAGUUUACACUCGUGGACCGUCAGCUCACCUCAAACAGCGUUUACCUUUUUAAAGCAAAGUCUCUGUUUGCGUCGAACUUUUUUGUCCAGAGAAAACCCUAGAUAUAAAACGGACUUUAAAGCUUGAUAUUUAUCCCUGUAAAUUUAUUGUGGACUCAGCGCAGGCAUUGAAAAAUACACGUAGCCUAAUUCUUCUUUAGACCAAAUCGUCUUUCUGUUUGACAGACAGCAUGGCCAAUGCAUUUACUGCAUUUAUAUUUUAAAGCCUGCAAAACUUCGAACAACUAAAACACCAACCAGUCAUGAAUUUACACCAACAAGCAAAAAACCAAGGUGAAGUCUCUGAUCAGUCUGAGUGUUUAUGAUGUUCUGUAUUUGUAAUUUAUCCUCUCCCUUUAUACUCUUCUUUUACUCACUGUUUUGAUGAAUAAUUUGAUUUAUAAAACUGCUUUGAAUGCAGUCCAGUUUCCAGCUGACAUAGAUCGCUUUAGUAACAUACAGGAUAUACUUCUUUUGUCUCUAUUUUUUCCUUCCAUUUUUUUUAUUUUUUAAUUUUACAAUGACAGGGGUCUCCUAUCCAGUUUAAUCUGCUCAGAAAAAAAGAAAAUCUGCCCACUUACACUCAUCGCAUGUCCAGUUUGUAGAAAGAGUGUUAUUAAUUUGUAGUGGGCUGUAAAACUGGAUUUUUACACUAUAGCGCGAUCACACAUCAGAGGUUCGACUUUCUCCGCCCGUGUGACCGCUUUAGAGCUGGCUCUUCAAUGACAUUUAUGCACAACAUGUAUUGUUUUGUUUCCCCCUCCAAAGGGUUGUCACCGUGUCUUCCGUGGAGGUCUGAGCCGAGAUGGGGAGUAAAGCUCUGCACGCUCCGAUCCCACUGCACCCGGCCCUCCAGCUUACAAACUACUCCUUCCUGCAGGCCGUUAACACUUUCCCCGCUGACCAGCUGCAAGGACUGUACGGCCUCAGCGCUGUGCAAACCAUGCACAUGAAUCACUGGACUCUUGGUUAUCCGCACAUCCAAGGACUAAGGUCGACAAUCACAGAGAUGGCAGCCGCCCAGGGUCUAGUAGACCCCAGGAUUCCCUUCCCAGCGUUACCCUUUUCAGCCGCUGCACAGCUCUUUCACCCAAAACAGGCCGGCAUAGCGCACGGCGUCCCUUCCUUACACAAGGACAGGCCGAGGUUUGACUUCGCUAAUCUGGCCCUCGCUGCCACCCAGGAGGACCCACCGAAAGCUACGGACCUGACGAAGUUGGCAUCGGGACUAGGAGGAACCAUCUCAGAGCUGAGCAAGCUGUCCCCAGACAGAAAACCCACCCGUGGAAGGCUCCCGUCCAAGACUAAAAAGGAAUUUAUAUGCAAGUUCUGCGGCAGGCAUUUCACCAAGUCUUAUAACCUCCUGAUCCACGAGAGGACCCACACAGACGAGAGGCCCUAUACCUGUGAUAUUUGUCACAAGGCGUUCAGAAGACAGGACCAUCUCAGAGACCACAGGUAAACUCUAUUUUCACACAUGGUCGGACGGUGUAACACAGCUGGGAGUUUUGAUUUAUUUAUUUAUUUUAUUUAUGUGUUUGUUUGUUUAUUUAUUCUGUGUGUGUACGCGUGCGCUCGUGUGUGUGUCGGGGGUAGGAGGGGUGGACGCUAUGUUUCGUGAUAUAUUUCUUGGACUGAACUUUGGAGAGCUAAAAUCUUACUCGUUUUCUUUGACAUCAAAUCAAAACUGAUUGCAGAUGUUUGCCAGUGAGAGCGCUCUAAAGUUGGACCCUCAUAACUUACAGGGCAGAAAUGUUCUCCUUUUUACUGAUUGCUGUUGGACUGCUACCUCUACUCAAAAUAAAAAUAAGAUCACGAGAAAAGAAAAGAAAAAGAAAUAUGCAUGAGUGGACCUUUGAUGAAGUGUUAUUUCUGUUUCACAGAUACAUCCAUUCCAAGGAAAAACCGUUCAAAUGUCAAGAGUGUGGGAAGGGAUUUUGUCAGUCUCGAACUCUAGCCGUACACAAAACCUUACAUAUGCAGGUAAGCUGAAAAUACUGUCAGCAUGCAUGAGUCUGUCAAAACCAGUGAUAUUUUGUGAUCAUAAAGCACGUUAUUCACUGUCUCCUGUAUGUAUAUGCGGAUAUUGAUGCGUCUUUUAAACAAUGGAGUUGUGGCCACUUGAUUAUUGAGUUUAUUAGUUCAUGUAACAGAGAUUUACAUUUUAAAUAACAUACACAUUUUAUGUGGAAAUUGGUCUGAGUGCCUUGAACUAAGCUAAUAGGACUUCACUGGUCAGUUAAUACAUGAUAGCCGUUCGAUACAAUUAAAGGGAAUAAUUUUUUGCUUGCUUUAAAUCUAAACAGGAGUCCCCCCACAAAUGCCCCACAUGCGGAAGAACCUUUAAUCAAAGAAGUAACCUGAAAACUCACCUUCUCACCCAUACAGACAUCAAGCCCUACAGCUGUGGCCGCUGCGGAAAGGUGUUUCGGCGCAACUGUGACUUGCGACGGCACAGUUUGACGCACAGCCCUCACCAGGACUUCUAGCUGGACAGACUAACAAAUAGACAAUGGUCAAAACGCAGGAGGACAAGUCGGAGAUUAAAACAAAACAAAAAAACAAAGACAAUCAACAAACCAGGACACGUUUACUGCGGCACAUCAGUUGGAUUUUUUUGCACCUCAACAGUGACAGCAGCGGAGAUAGCCAUGUCCAGCUUUCACACCACCUGUAAAUAUCAAGACCAUGUACAUACUGUGUCUGUCUUCUUCGUGUUCUUUCCUGACAUUGAAUGAUAAAGUUGUCAAAGAACAGCAAUAAGUUUAAAGUAUGUUAAAUUGUAUUUUAAAAAUAAAUAUUUCCGUUACAUGCUCA